This is a messenger RNA of Lithohypha guttulata, 1677 nucleotides long. RefSeq lists its product as uncharacterized. Bases 1 to 1677 code for a protein of 558 amino acids. Gene Ontology annotation, molecular function: RNA binding. The transcript is spliced from 2 exons. NCBI's taxonomy places the organism in Eukaryota, Fungi, Ascomycota, Eurotiomycetes, Chaetothyriales, Trichomeriaceae. Gene Ontology annotation, cellular component: nucleus. Gene Ontology annotation, biological process: mRNA splicing, via spliceosome. The record is from RefSeq and is a predicted model, not a curated record.
AUGUCAGAAUCAUCAAAGAUAGACAGACGAUCUCGAGGGUUUGGAUUCAUCAGAUUUCCCUCUCUACCCGCAGCCGAAUCAUUCAUGCAAGCCAACUAUCCCAUUGUUUAUAUCUAUGGCGAGAACUCCAAAGGCCACACCUCCGAUAAUGCAAAGGUUAGAAUCGCAUACGGUCGAGAACGGAAAGACACAGACCGAGUGCAAGAGACGGAUUGGAUAUGCAAAGCCUGCAACAUCAACAACUUUUCUACGCGAUUGAAAUGCUUUCGUUGUCAGAGUGCUAGACCUGAUCCUGCUACCAACGCGAAGGCAGCUAACAUUGGAGACAAUGAUGCUGCCCCUGACAACGUGCCCUCCCAAUUCCUUCUCCUACGAGGUCUUGAUCCCAAUGUAAACGAGGAUCUCUUUGCCAAGGGUGUUGGGAAGCUGAACAAGCCCUCAGCUACUGGCUCACUGCCUUCGCAACCAGCACAGAAGAAAGGGAAGGUGGCUUCGACAACGGGGGAUGCGAACUUAGGUGCUAAAGAAGGUACCCUACGUCGAAUCCUGCUGGUCCGAGAUCGCAAAACCAACGAGAGCUGGCGAUACGGCUUCGCUGAAUACGCGACUAUUGAAGACGCUCAAGCUGCUAUAACGAGGUAUAAUUCCUUCGAUCGUUUCACUAUUGCUUCGAAGACAGUCCUAGUCAGCUAUAUCCAUGCUGGCGUAUUUGUACCCGUACACAAUCCAAGUCCUGCGACCAAACGGUUCAGCUUCAGUCCGAUAGGCAAUCCCUCGGUCAAGCUGCAAUACUGGGACGAGGACGCCUAUAUCACCGAGCUCAUGGUCAAUAUGCCAGACCAGCAAUCAGCGACUCCCAAGGGGACCGCAGUCAACCCUGCAGACAACGAAGGUCUCAAAGCGGUUCCAGACAUUGACAAGCUCAAGAAGCGUAAACAGCAACUCGAGGCUAGCACCUCGUCGAAAAAGGUCACACCAUCACAUCUUCAAUUCUGGUCAAAUCGCCAUGCGGAGUUGCAUGGCAUACACCAGAAGAACAACGACAACCCAAAGAGCGAUCGAGGAUCGGAUCCUGGUGCGCCACCAGCCAAGUCUUAUGCGGAUCCGAAACGUAGUUGCUGUUACUUAUGCAUGCGUCAAUUCGAAUCUCCAGCAGAGGUGAACAGACACGAGCGACUAUCUGACUUACACCGUAACAACCUGAAAGACGAGAUCAAAGUAAAGAGAGCAGAACAUAAGCUCGACAAACAUGGUGUUACCUCGAGUGUGCAAGCAUCGGCGACCGUCGAUCAAGAAUCCCAGAAGUCCGAGUACAGAGAUCGCGCUAGGGAACGGAGAAAGAUCCACGGUGUAGUAAACAAAAAGGGUGAGAUUGUCGGAGGGAAGAAUGCCUCAGCGAAGGAGCGGACACCAUCACCACCACCGACAGCACCAUCGAAAGGUGCCAACCUGCUCGCAAAGAUGGGUUACACAGCUGGUGCUGGUCUAGGUGCAACUGGCGAAGGCAUGACGGCACCAAUAGCGCAAAACGUGUACGCUGCUGGCAUAGGUCUCGGCGCGCAGGGCGGCAAGCUAGGUGAUGCAGUUGAGCAGGCUGAGCGCAAUACAAAGGGCGAUUACGCGGACUGGGUAGAGCAAGGAAGGGACAAGAUGAGAGAGCGAUACAAGAACAUGUGA